AUGACGGCAAACACGACAAUCCCUGUGCCCAGAGUCCAUGAUGUCCGUCGAGAAGAUAGAAGAGUCCUAAUCGGCCCGCCCAACUUCUCACUGCCUGGAUUUCCCAGUCGAGUGCCCUACGAACAUCAUCCGCCAAAAGACCGUCGAUACGCCGACAUCAAGAUGGUCAACCUUCGCACCCAGAAGCGCCUCGCCGCCUCCGUGGUCGGCUGCGGCAAGCGCAAGAUCUGGCUCGACCCCAAUGAGAUGAACGAGAUCUCCAACGCCAACUCCCGUCAGACCAUCCGCAAGCUCGUCAGCGAUGGCCUCAUCAUCCGCAAGCCCGUCACCAUGCACUCGCGCUCCCGCGCCCGUGAGCUCAACGAGGCCCGCCGCAUCGGUCGUCACCGCGGUCUGGGUAAGCGCAAGGGUACCAAGGACGCCCGUAUGCCCAGCCAGGUCCUCUGGAUGCGCCGCAUGCGUGUUCUCCGUCGUCUCCUCGUCCGCUACCGUGCCGCUGGCAAGAUCGACAAGCACCUCUACCACGAGCUGUACCACCUGAGCAAGGGUAACACCUUCAAGCACAAGCGCGCUCUUGUUGAGCACAUCCAGAAGGCCAAGGCUGAGCGCCAACGCGAGCGUAUCCUCAAGGAGGAGAUGGACGCCAAGCGUGCCAAGAACAAGGCUCUCCGCGAGCGUCGGGCAGAGCGCACCGAGGCCAAGCGCACCGCCCUCGAGGCCCAGGAGUAA
Molecule: messenger RNA, 729 nt
Organism: Penicillium odoratum
Lineage: Eukaryota; Fungi; Ascomycota; Eurotiomycetes; Eurotiales; Aspergillaceae
Product: 60S ribosomal protein eL19
Exons: 5
Coding region: 1-729 (242 amino acids)
Biological process (GO): translation
Cellular component (GO): cytosolic large ribosomal subunit; ribosome
Molecular function (GO): structural constituent of ribosome; RNA binding
Source: RefSeq, a predicted model, not a curated record